AGUUGUUGCUUGUUUUCAGUAAAAGAGACAUAAUUUUUAAGUUGGUUGAUAAAGCGAUUGCUUGAUUAAAACGUCAUUUUUCCAUUGAUUCUAAAUUGUCUCCCCGAUAAGGAAAAUAAUUAUGAAACUUUCCUUAAAGUUUCGUCAAAUUGUUAUAUUUGUACUUGGCUGGGUAGCUUAUGCAUCAACAUAUUUUCUUAGAAAGCCUCUUGGAGUGAUAAAAGUUGAUUUAAAAAGCGAAUUAUUAUUUAGUAAAUCUCAAUUAGGAUGGUUAGAUGCAGCUUUACUGUUUCCUUAUGCAAUGUCUCAGAUGUUCCUAGGAGCAGUUGGAGAUCGAUUCGGAGCAAGAAGAACCUUUGCCAUAACACUAUUUAUUUCAGCUUUAUCAAUGAUUACUUUUGGCAAUUGGAGUAGCUUUUACAUUCUAGUUACCUUAUUAUUCAUUAACGGGGCAGCUCAGGCUCAUUGUUGGCCAAAUUGCGGUAAAAUUCUUGGCACAUGGUUCUCAGAUAAAUCUAGAAAUUCAAUUUUUGGUUUAUUCGGGGCUAGUGCUUUUGUUGGAGGAAUAGUGGGAACAACUUUAGCAGUCUUUCUACAAGCAAAAUAUGGCUGGAGAAAUGUGUUUGUUCUACCGUCUCUCAUUACUGGUACUAUAAGUCUUCUCCUAUUCUUCUUCUUUAGAGAAAGCAACGAAAUUGGAAUAGAUAUACCAGGAAGAGAAUCUUCAAAAGAAUCUGGAAUUGAAACUCAAAAUGUUCAAAAGUUGUCUCUUCUCCAAUUAUGGAAAGUUAUAUGUGUCAAGGAAUGCGCAAUUGGAAUGUUUAGUUUAAAAUUAGUUAGAUAUACUAUGUACAUGUGGCUUCCAAUGUACUUGUUGAAUGUAUUACGAUAUUCAAAAGCUCAGGCGGGUAUGUUUUCAACAAUGUUCGAAAUUGGAGGUGUUGCUGGUUCAGCAGUUAUUGGAUUUGUUGUUGAUAGAUUAUUAGGAGGAAAAGCACUUAUUGGCGUUAGCAUAUCGAUAUUUCUCAGUGCCAUUUGCCUAAUAUUAUUCAUAGCAACUAGUGGAUGGGGAGUUAUAGUUAAUAGUGUUUUCCUACUGUCAGCGGGAGCUCUAAAUUGUGGACCAGAUUCGCUAUUAGGCGGUUCAAUAUCAGCGGACCUUGGGGAAAGACACGGCGCAGCGGCAGCCGUAACUGGUUUGAUUAAUGGCUUUGGUUCAGUUGGUGGGUUCAUCGAAGGUCCUUUAAUUGGCUUUAUAGCUGAUGUUCUCGGUUGGACAGCUGUUUUUUAUGUAAUGGUAAUAAUAUGUUUUAUGGGAAGUAUUGCUGUAUAUAGAGCUGCUAGACUCUACGAAAUUAACCAAAGCAGAAGGUCUAAACAACCUGAAUCGGGCAAAGAACCAACUAAUGUUUGA
Messenger RNA from Dimorphilus gyrociliatus, 1414 nucleotides. NCBI's taxonomy places the organism in Eukaryota, Metazoa, Annelida, Polychaeta, Dinophilidae. The record is from the annotation of a GenBank genome assembly.